Molecule: messenger RNA, 2674 nt
Organism: Dreissena polymorpha
Lineage: Eukaryota; Metazoa; Mollusca; Bivalvia; Myida; Dreissenidae
Product: elongation factor Tu-like
Exons: 2
Coding region: 38-1435 (465 amino acids)
Biological process (GO): mitochondrial translational elongation
Cellular component (GO): mitochondrion
Molecular function (GO): GTP binding; GTPase activity; translation elongation factor activity
Source: RefSeq, a predicted model, not a curated record
UGAUAAUUUUACGCGCCGCGCAUGUGCGAAAUCCAAAAUGGCCACCCAUGUGUUUCGCAGGUUGCUGUUGCCGACAAACACGCCGGUUACGCUGAAUAUAGCUAGUUAUAACAUAAACAGAUAUUUCUGCGUCACAGCGCUCACUCGGUUUGCAGCAGCGGGACCCAGCACCGCCGCUAAAGCCACGUACAAACGUGAUAAACCCCAUAUGAAUAUUGGCACAAUCGGCCAUGUCGAUCAUGGGAAAACGACCUUGACAGCUGCAAUUACGAAAGUUUUAGAAUCAAAGAAAUUGGCAAAGUUUCUGAGAUACGACCAAAUUGACAGUUCUCCAGAAGAGAAGUCGCGAGGUAUCACAAUCAAUGCCACCAUUGUUGAUUACGAGACGGAAAAUAGACACUAUGGCCAUGUUGAUUGUCCAGGUCAUCAGGAUUACAUAAAGAACAUGAUCACAGGGGCAGCUCAGAUGGAUGGAUGCAUUCUUGUGGUCGCAGCCACUGAUGGCAUGAUGCCCCAGACCCGUGAACAUCUCAUUCUGGCCAAACAGAUCGGCAUCAAAAAAAUGGUGGUCUUCAUCAACAAGGUCGAUGCAGCUGAUGUUGAAAUGGUCGACUUGGUGGAAAUGGAAAUCCGUGAACUUUUGAAUGAGUUCGGUUUUGACGGUGACAACACACCCAUGAUCAAGGGAUCGGCUUUGAAUGCCCUGAACGGUGAAAAUGAAAAGUUAGGAAAGGAGAAAGUGCUUGAACUGUUAAAAUAUGUUGAUGAAUACUUGGAAUUGCCAAAGAGAGACUUGGACAAAGAUUUUUAUCUCGCUGUAGAAUCGGCCGUCAACAUCACAGGCCGUGGUACUGUGCUGACUGGAAAGUUAGAGCAGGGUGUGAUAAAGAAAGGGGAUGCCUGUGAGAUUGUAGGGUUCGACAAAAGAUUCAAGGGAACUAUACAAGGUAUCGAAAUGUUUCGACAGAUGUUAGACCGAGGAGAGGCAGGGGACCAAAUGGGGUGUCUCGUUAAGGGAGUCAAAAGGGAAGAGGUUAAGCGGGGCAUGGUUCUCAGCAAGCCGGGUCUCUUCAACAUGUACAACUAUAUCGAAGCGCAAGUAUAUCUCCUGAAACCUGAGGAAGGGGGUCGAAAAAGACCUUUGAUGCCCUUGCAGCAGCUGGUGGUGUACGACAAAAGUUUCGCAGUUCCGGCCGAUAUUGAGAUUCCAAAUGCUGAGAUGAUUAUGCCUGGGGAGAACGCGAUAAUGAGGCUCGUAUUCCGGACAGGGCUGCCUAUGCUUGAAGGAGACCGGUUCACGCUGCGAGACGGGGCAAGCACGGUGGGUUACGGGGUCAUCUCCAAGUUGCUGCCCAAGAGGAAUCUGGAGGAGAUAGAUGCCCUGAAGAAACAGAAAAAGAAGGCCAAGAAGCUUGCAGCAGAAGAAGCAAAGUAAAGUGCGAGCUGAGGAAUGUUGCAUUAAAAUACUGUUACAAAUUUAUUGUACUUAACAGUUCAAGUGAAUAAUAUUGCUAUAAGAAAGGCUAAAGAUGACAAAGUUUUGGCAGAUAUGUAUUUCAUGCAAAAAUAUACCAAAAGUUUUAAGUACCGGGUAAAUAAUUGUGAAUUUUAAUUAGAGAAAGGGCUGUUUAAUUAGAACAAUAUUCAUAUAUAGUUGUCCAUUUAUUAACCAGGUUUUCCGAAGGAAAAAACUGGUUAUUAGAUUGGCGAAUGCGGGCGGGCUGGCUGGCUGGCUGGCUGGCGGGCUGGCUGGCGGGCUGGCGGAAUAAGCUUGUCCGGGCCAUAACUAUGUCAUUCAUUGUCAGAUUUUAAAAUCAUGUGGCACAUUUGUUCACCAUCAUUGGACGGUGUGUCGCGCGAAAUAAUUACGUCGAUAUCUCCAAGGUCAAGGUCACACUUUGAGUUCAAAGGUCAAAAAUGGCCAUAAAUGAGCUUGUCCGAGCCAUAACUAUGUCGUUCAUCGUCAGAUUUUAAAAUCAUUUGGCACAUUUGUUCACCAUCAUUGGACGGUGUGUCGCGCGAAAUAAUUACGUCGAUAUCUCCAAGGUCAAGGUCGCCACGACUAAAAAUAGAUUUAAAAAAAACAAAAAACUUACAAAGGGGGUUAUUUUUUUUUGGUCAUUUCAAAAGUUCAGUUUGAGUUUUCUCCCUUUAUCAGAUUUUUUUUCACAAUGAAAACCUGGUUUUGUGACAAUUUUGUCCCUUGUUUAUGUUAUAAAGUCAUGUAAGGGUGACAGAAAAAAGAAGAAAAAUAUACAUGUACCGAAAGUUUUCGGUGUUAAAUUUAAAUAUUCAGGAUAUAAAGCAAGAAGACAGUCUAGUAUUUAAUAUUUUUGUUGUUAAUAAUACAAAAAAUAGUGAAUUAAAAAACAUGUUUUAAUUCAAAACAAUUGACCUACAUGUACACAUGUAUUUAACUGACUAGUCCUUCAUUGACUGAGUAUACCUAUUUUGAGAGUUUUGGAAAUAAAAUGUAUGCAUAUUUUUGUUGACCAUCAUUUUCACACUUAUUUGUUGCAUUGUUUUGAGUUCAUAACAUUAACAUUAUGACAUUGCUAUCUCCCAAUUUACUGAACAAAGUGUGGGCAUCUCUAUGGCUUUACAGACUUGUUAGUGAGAUAGAGUCAUCUCCCAUGUUUGUCAAAUAAACUGAAUAAAACAUUUCAUGGUAGAA